Elgaria multicarinata webbii is the source of this 3097-nucleotide messenger RNA. RefSeq names its product LIM zinc-binding domain-containing Nebulette. The transcript is spliced from 7 exons. Gene Ontology annotation, molecular function: actin filament binding. NCBI's taxonomy places the organism in Eukaryota, Metazoa, Chordata, Lepidosauria, Squamata, Anguidae. Gene Ontology annotation, cellular component: focal adhesion. Bases 307 to 1128 code for a protein of 273 amino acids. The record is from RefSeq and is a predicted model, not a curated record.
GCUGCCCGCCCUUCAGCGAGGGGCUGGCUCUGCGGGGGAGCCGAGCGCGCAGGCACGAGGCGGAGGCGGAGGCAGAGGCAGAGGCGCAGGCGGCUCCCGGCAGCGGUUCCCCUCCCACUCGCUCGCACAUGCUGCCGAGCCGCUGUCGCAGCCGACACCGCCAGCUGGAGCCGCGCUUCCUCAGCUGCUGACCUUCCUCCUCGCCUGCAGUCCCCGGCCCUUCGCCUUCGCUCGCGGGUGGGCAGGGAAUGCUCGAGCCCUUCUCGGCGGCCGCUUCCGCCGGGACGCUUCGCGGGGAGCUCAGCCAUGAACCCUCAGUGCGCCCGCUGUGGCAAAGUCGUCUAUCCGACCGAGAAAGUCAACUGUCUGGAUAAGUAUUGGCACAAAGGAUGUUUCCAUUGCGAGGUCUGCAAAAUGGCUCUAAACAUGAACAACUACAAAGGAUAUGAGAAGAAACCCUAUUGCAAUGCGCACUACCCAAAGCAGUCCUUCACUACAGUGACAGACACACCUGAAAACCUUCGAUUGAAACAGCAGAGUGAAUUGCAAAGUCAGGUCAAAUACAAACGAGACUUUGAAGAAAGCAAAGGAAGAGGUUUCAGCAUUGUAACUGACACACCAGAAUUGCAAAGACUGAAAAGGACUCAGGAACAAAUCAGUAAUGUCAAAUAUCAUGAGGAUUUUGAGAAAACGAAAGGCAGAGGAUUUACUCCAAUAGUGGACGAUCCUGUGACUGAACGAGUGAGAAGAAAUACCCAGGUGGUUAGUGAUGCUGCCUAUAAAGGUGUUCACCCACAUAUAGUUGAAAUGGAUAGGAGACCUGGAAUAAUUGUGGCCCCUGUGCUUCCUGGGGCAUAUCAGCAAAGUCAGCCCCAAGGAUACGGUUACAUGCACCAGACUAGUAUGUCAUCUAUGAGAUCAAUGCAUUCACAGCCACAUUCAGCUAACUUGAGGACAUACAGAGCUAUGUAUGACUAUAGUGCCCAAGAUGAAGAUGAAGUUUCCUUCAGAGAUGGUGACUACAUCAUUAAUGUGCAACCAAUUGAUGAUGGUUGGAUGUAUGGUACUGUUCAGAGAACUGGGAAAACUGGAAUGCUUCCAGCAAAUUAUAUUGAGUUUGUUAAUUAAUGUCCUUCCAUUAGUCCUUCUGAGCUUUAUUUUGAUUUACCUAAUCUUUACAAAAGUACUUUUAAGACAACAUCUUCAUUACUUCCCUGUUAAUGUAACCAUUUGUGCUCAUAUGCUGAAGUCAACACACAGGUCCUCUGAGAAAACCAAGAAGCACGGAGCUCCAAAAGCACGCUGCUUAAAAUGAUCUUAAAACAGUCAGUGGAAAAUGGAAACCUGGUGCUUGUAAUCAUGUAGAGGUUUCUAUCAGUUAGCUCCCAAACAGAAUUCUGCCAUUACAGUAGGCUGUAUUUCUCAUUUAAAUUAUAACCACAAAGCAGCUGUUUUUUUAUCAUGCGACUUUGACAUUGUAAGAGGCUAUAGCUGGUUAUAGUUUGAGCCAUUAAAAAUCCGAGUGAACUGAUUUUUAUUUUAUUUUUGUCGUGAUGAGUGACAUGAUCAGAAGUUGCUUAAUACUGCCUGGCAGCCUUAAACAAAAUGUACCUUGUUCAUAAUGUUGAAAAAUUAUUGAUACACAAUUGUCCAUUCUACUGUAUUCUUCCCUGAUCUCUUGUUUGCUGUCAUCUGUAAUCCCAUUCCCAACUCAUGUCAGUCUUCCCAAACCACCAGUUGUGAAUGAUCUCUGAAUCAUGACAUUGUUGUGCCUUUUUGCACAGCUAGAGACAAUUUUAGAAUGCAUUUGUUGAUUCCUAUCUUUUCUAUUUUGUUAAAUCCAACCUUUUUCUAUUUUCCCUUGUACUAACAUUGUUUAUAUACAAAUGACUAUCUUCAAGGCACUUUACAAAUAACCUCUAUCUCUAAUCUCUCCUUUUGUCAAGAGUCUGUCUUGGGAAUCUUACAAUACAGAGUAUUUUGAAAAUGAGUGGCUAUAUCCUUUACUUCUAGUGUAAAGGAUUGGUUGCAGAAAUUACUUCAUGAAUUUGGGCUUGGAUUUGGGACUUGAUUGGCACACUGUGUGAUUUACCCCCCUGCCCAUCUCCAGCCAGGCUUAGUUGAAGAAAAGAUAAAUAGAUAUUUUUAGUAGAUUGCCAUCCUUGAGAAUAUAACUCAUGAAUUUCUUCAGCAAUCAAAGCAUGUCAUCCAUCUGAUAACUUUGCUUUCACAAAAUGGUGAAAAAUAACAAAAACAUUUUUCCAGCAUUAAAAAAGCACGAUGUCCGUUGGCUUUAGUACUACUAUCUUUAGCAUCUUGGGUCUAAUUUAAAUUAAUGGAGUAACAAAACACUUCUUAGUGAUUUUAGGAAUUGGUGAGCGCUGGUGUAGCAUGUGGCUAAGAGACAGGCAGAGCAACUCAAAGGGGAACAGAAGGAGAGAUUUGCCACAGAGAUACCAUGGCAUCCAGAGCCCUGUUGGCAUACAAGUGGCCAGGGCAAAGGGUGGGAAGGGCGAUUUGCUGCUGGAUUCCCCCCCCAACAGUUCUCCUUUUAGUUCCCCUUUUAUUGAAAUCAAUGGGAGGGGAAACACCUAUGCCUGCUUAUGGCUGUGUAGAUGAAGGAGUUUGAUCAUGGAGUCUCAUGGGGGAAUGGAAGGGCUCUGGAUCCCGUGGAUCUAAAGCUGCCCCUGGAACACACCAUUUCAAGGCCUACCAUUAGAACAAUGGUGGCAGUAGAUUUAUAUACUCCAUGGAGCUUUCCAUGGGGGCAACUUGGGCCUCCAGAGCAGAUGUGACACCCACAGCAUCUUAACUCCUCUGAGAACCGUGUUCAGAUGACAUGCUAAGCCAUGGCGAUUAAGUAUUUUGAGCUAAACAUUAUGGCUUAGCGAGUUGUGUGAACCAUGAGUUAGCGUGUCAUGAGAACCAUUCCUACCCAUGAUGGCUACGUAACCAUAGUUUAAACUCACUGACCAUUUGCUGCAAAAGGGCUAGUGGCCUAACCAUGGCUUAGAGUGUUAUCUGAACAGGCCCAAGAAGUCUGCAGUUCAAAUAUCUCCUCUAGCACAAACUCAAUAAUUGACCAUAGAUAAGGCCC